AAUGUCUUUGUGUUAAUGUGUGUUAUUUCUCCUGUCCUCUCAGUCCUGUUCCCACGUCACACCAAUGCCAACGCCAGAGACAACACCAUCAACCUCAUCCACACCUUCAGGGACUACCUGCACUACCACAUAAAGUGCUCCAAGGCCUACAUCCACACACGUAUGAGGGCAAAGACUUCUGACUUCCUCAAGGUGUUGAACAGGGCUCGACCCGACGCUGAGAAGAAGGAGAUGAAGACCAUGUCGGGCAAGACGUUCUCCCGCUGAGGCUGGUCCACACGUGCACUCUGACCCCUGGACAUGCCCAAUCGUGCCACACUGAGACUCGACUCCACAUUGGACAGGAUCACAGGCCCCUAAAGCCCCGCCCAGCGCGUGUCCAUCCUGUGUCUUUUUUAAAUAAAGUUGUCUCUUAGUAGAAAUCGAGGCUUAAAAAAAUAAAAAGGGCAUUCCUUGCUUCGCAUAGUUAAAAGAUAAUUAUUAGUCCUAUAUAAAUAUAUAUAUAAAAAAAUAUGAUGUUUUGAUACAAUAUCUUUUACUCCAUUUGGUACUGUUACCUUGCUCCCUCCCUCCCUGGUGGUGUCCAUAACAUCAGAACCCCUCUUUCUCCUUCCUCCUCUCUAUGCUUCCAUGUUGUCUGUACCAUUGUCAUUGGAAAAAUAAACCAGUCUUAUAAAACAUUA
Salvelinus fontinalis (brook trout) is the source of this 683-nucleotide messenger RNA. RefSeq names its product actin-related protein 2/3 complex subunit 2-A-like. NCBI's taxonomy places the organism in Eukaryota, Metazoa, Chordata, Actinopteri, Salmoniformes, Salmonidae. The coding region runs from base 16 to 267 and encodes 83 amino acids. Gene Ontology annotation, cellular component: Arp2/3 protein complex; actin cytoskeleton. The transcript has 3 exons. Gene Ontology annotation, molecular function: structural constituent of cytoskeleton; actin filament binding. Gene Ontology annotation, biological process: actin filament polymerization; Arp2/3 complex-mediated actin nucleation. The record is from RefSeq and is a predicted model, not a curated record.